AUCCACAAAGCAACGAGACGACUACGUCCACUUCUCAUAAACAGUUUAUUCCUCUGACCUUCUCUAAAGGACGAGUGACUCAGUAAAGACCUGAACAAUGACUUCUUUAUGAACACAGUUACGGUUCAGAUCACGUCCACGCUGGAGAGGAAUAACUUUCACUGUUUUCGGAGUGUGUGUGUGUGUGUGUGUGUGUGUGUGUGUGUGUGUGUGUGUGUGAGUGUGAGAGCAACACACACACAGCAGCGGUGAUUGGAGUGGCUCUUAGGUUUCAUGCUAAUUGUGUUAAGCAGCAGUAAAAACAUUGGUCAUGUUCGCCAUGUUCAUAAUUACGUCUGCAGCCGGUUGAAACCAACCGAACCGGAGAAUCCGUCAGAUUCAACGUUAUUGUGCAGAACUUCACUUUGUGACUGUUACAUGAACUGCUGGCAGCCUGGCGUGGUUUAGUGGCUCGUGAGGACUGAUUGAGGAGUUAUUCAUAACCGUUGCAGCUGUUUUGGGGCUCAGUGUUUUGCCCGAGGACCCUUUGGCAUGUUGACAAGAGGAGCUGGUGAUCAAACCAGCAACCCUGUGAUGAGUGGACGAGCCGCUCAUCUUCAGACCCACUCUGAAGUGUGCUUCAUCAGGUCGACAUGUUAAUGUGUGUCAUACUGUGGUUUGUGACCAAAUACCUGCAGAACUUAACAGCGUGUUAGCUUUGUUAUUGUAGCACAUGUUAGCAUUACGUCCAGCCUCACAGAGCUGCUAGCAGGACGUUUCUUCCAUCCACAGUGGCUCAGAAGGAAGUGACGGAGAGAGAGAAAGCCAAACAGGAGUGUUGUGAUGAGAGGAACUCUGUGCUUAACGUUCAUCUCUCUCUUUACAUUGUUACUUGUAGAUCGGUGCGAGCCACAGGAAGGAAGGAAUGAAAUCGAUGACGGAGACGUUUUACGCAGCCAUAUUUGGAUACGAUGAGGGAAUCCUGUCUGAUGACUGUGUGCUGGCUGCAGCUCUGUGGAGAAACCUGUUCAACUGUGAGUGUGAGGACCCCGAACAGCUGGAGCUCAUGGUGGGAUACGUACGCAAACAGAUGCAGUACGUGGACGCUCUGGACGGAGACGACCUGAUUCUGACCGGAGAAGUGAAGUGGCGCCCUCUGGUGGAGGAGAACGCUCAGAGCAUCCUGAAGGUGGCCACGCCCACCUACAACGACACCGGACUGUGAGACGAAGAAGACUCCUCUGACCUCUCUCUCUCUCCUCCCUCUCUCGCUCUCUCUCUCUCUCCCCCUCCCUCUCUCUCCCUCCUCCCUCCUCUCUUCUGUCGUAGAAGGAGAGAUUCUAAAUCUGUUGCUGUAGCUUUCUCAUCCACUCCUCUUCCUCUUCCUUUCCUUCCUCCUCUGUCUCUGGAUGCUCAGUGUAGACAGUCGGGGAUUAUCUUUCACACACACACACACACACACACAUACACAUCUGCGAACCAGCCAAUCCAACAACGGGAACCGCCAUUGCAUCAUCAUCUUCAUCAUCUUCCUCCUCCUCCAUCGCUGUCCUGUCGGUUCUGAGAGCUUCCUCUCUUCACAAGAAGAGAACAAUAAACUCUAUUUAUGUUGUUGUGAAUGCCACGCUGUAUUUAUAAAGUAUUUUGUAUACCUCCAUGUUUACACUCUGCGCCUCAGACUUCUGUCACCGUCGCUUUAAUCGGGUGAAGUCAGGUGACCUGAAGAUAAUGCUUCUCUAAACGAAUGAUAGAAACAGUCUGCCUCUCUCGUCCCUCGACGCUCUCGGACCCAACAGGAAGCCGUCGUCACUGCAACUACAAAUAAACCACAAGAGUUCUUUUGUUCUUAAAGAAGUGAAUAAAUAAAAUGUUAUCUG
Molecule: messenger RNA, 1856 nt
Organism: Anarrhichthys ocellatus (wolf-eel)
Lineage: Eukaryota; Metazoa; Chordata; Actinopteri; Perciformes; Anarhichadidae
Gene: uqcc1
Product: ubiquinol-cytochrome c reductase complex assembly factor 1
Exons: 3
Coding region: 905-1204 (99 amino acids)
Biological process (GO): mitochondrial respiratory chain complex III assembly
Cellular component (GO): mitochondrion
Source: RefSeq, a predicted model, not a curated record